This is a messenger RNA of Rhineura floridana, 3628 nucleotides long. RefSeq names its product cleavage stimulation factor subunit 1 (gene CSTF1). Gene Ontology annotation, cellular component: mRNA cleavage stimulating factor complex. Gene Ontology annotation, biological process: mRNA 3'-end processing. The transcript is spliced from 7 exons. Gene Ontology annotation, molecular function: RNA binding; protein binding. The record is from RefSeq and is a predicted model, not a curated record. Lineage: Eukaryota; Metazoa; Chordata; Lepidosauria; Squamata; Rhineuridae. The coding region runs from base 1412 to 3046 and encodes 544 amino acids.
UCUUUUCCGCUGUUUUAAACGGUGAACGAGAGAGAAAGAGAUUAGCCAGCCAGGAUACUCCCCGCGUGCGCUGUCAACGUAACGCAAGCACUUCUCUUAGAGACGAGCUGAUUACGUAAAGUUGUCGCACCGUCCCUGACGGGUUGGUUGCUCUUUUCUCUUACGCAAGUGGCGUAUCGAGUUAACCACACAGCCAACCCCACAGAGCAUUUAGUCGCCUCCUUUUCUUUCAUCAGAGUGUGAUGGAAUGAGGCCAAGACUGAGAGGACCAAAACCUCUACCCUAAUAUUUGAGUGAGGUAGUUCCUAUGUCCCUUAUGAGGGCAGCUGGCAACACUGCGGCGCCCUUGUGGGUGACACAUCAGCCAGUGAAACUUGCAUGAAAGCACAAGAAGAAACUGGAUCUCAGUUUUGUAACAGUGGCCAGAUGUCACUGCAUAUUUCAAGAAAGGAAUGACAGGCCAGCAGGGCUGGGCCGGAAACAGUGGCUUCCACUUGUUCUUUGCUCCUCCGUGGUGAAGGUAAAAAACAGUUAAUGGGCCGCCAUUUUGUACAGGAAGUGGCUGUCCCCAAAGCAUGAGUUCAUCAGGCAAAUGUGAAAGACUGUGAAUGGCCAUUUUGAAAUCUUUAAUAAUGUGCAGUUAUAUGCAACUGUCAGGACUGUGUGGUCACCCAGCCAGUAGGGCACACUUCUGAUUCAUUGGUGAUCUCCAGGUGAAGGGUAGCAUUCGCACAAAGAAGACAUAGCACAUCUCUUCUUGCAUCCAGAUCAAAUUUAAAACUGGAGUUUUUCUCCAAAAGAGAAUGUUGGACUGUUGUUUUCUUGUAUGAGCCCAAGAGGAACAGGCGGUGUUGGGUAGAUGGAUGCUAUGAUUCUGUGUAUUCCCACUGAUUAUAAGAUCGGUUUUACAGUUUGUGGCAUCAGAAAAGGGUAUGUGUGAAGGCAACAUUGACCACUUUUUUAUCAGAGCAGUGGUAUUUAAUACCCCAAGGGAUCUAUUCAAUUUGGUUAUUAGGCUACUGUACCAAAUAAGGAACAACUUGCUGCUGAAAGACUUUUCUGUUAGCAGGACAAAUGUGAAAGAAUAUUGAGCAAGGUUAAAUUUCCCACAACAGUCAACUCCAUAUGAUGGACAUUGCACCUUUAUCUUAUCAAGCUGGCAGUCAGUCAUUGUGUUAUACAACAGAAUUGUUAAUAGAGACAACCAUGCCCUUAAGAUGCACACUCUGCUGUCUAUGUAUUUUGAAAAACUACCAUGACAGGAUAUGAGUGACUUUGGGGAACAGGAGCAGACAUAAGAUUAAUGUGUGCCUUCCAAGAUAAAGGCCAUUUACAUAUAUUUGAAUUCUUGAGGACAAGCCAGCAGAGAAUUUAAGAGGGCAGUGUGAAGGACGUGUAACUGUGAAGAAGAAUGACAAGUCAUCGUAUCACUCCACCAUGUGAUAGGCGGCAGUUUCCAUGGGGCAUGAAUAACAUGGCUUCAUCUACCAAUGAACCACAGCCAAUGCGACUGCCAUUUCUUGAGGCUGAUCUGCGGCUUCAAUCGAUGUGUGGAGGUCCGAUGCAGCAGCCUGUUCGACGGAGCGGCCCUCGGUCCAGGUUGCUGCCGCCACCUCCGCCUGCUCCGCUCCUGCUGCCUUUCCCGGCCCAGCCUCCUAUCGACGUUGUCGGGCUUCCAGCAGCCGUUUUGAGCGGAGAUCGACCAAGGCCAAAAGACGGGCUGACUGCUGGAAGACAGCCAUUGCUCACAAUGUAUAGACCAAAAGUAAGCCUGAAAGACAGGCACCAACUUUACAAGCUGAUUAUCAGUCAGUUGCUAUAUGAUGGAUAUAUCAAUAUUGCUAAUGGUCUGAUAAAUGAGGUAAAGCCACAGUCUGUAUGUGCACCCUCCGAACAGUUAUUGCAUCUUAUUAAAUUGGGAAUGGAAAAUGAUGAUAGUGCUGUUCAGUAUGCAAUUGGGCGCUCUGAUACAGUAGCUCCUGGCACAGGGAUUGACUUGGAGUUCGAUGCAGAUGUACAGACAAUGUCCCCAGAGGCUUCUGAAUAUGAGACCUGUUAUGUCACAUCUCACAAAGGACCAUGUCGUGUAGCUACAUAUAGCAGAGAUGGACAGUUAAUAGCUACAGGAUCAGCUGAUGCUUCAAUCAAAAUACUUGAUACAGAGAGAAUGUUGGCAAAGAGUGCUAUGCCUAUUGAGGUUAUGAUGAAUGAAACAGCUCAGCAGAACAUGGAGAACCACCCUGUGAUUAGGACUCUUUAUGAUCACGUGGAUGAGGUUACGUGUUUAGCUUUCCAUCCAACAGAACAAAUCCUUGCCUCUGGUUCAAGGGAUUACACACUUAAAUUGUUUGACUACUCAAAACCAUCUGCCAAAAGAGCCUUCAAAUACAUCCAGGAAGCAGAAAUGCUGCGAUCUAUCUCUUUCCAUCCUUCUGGAGACUUCAUUCUUGUUGGUACCCAGCAUCCUACCCUGCGACUGUAUGAUGUUAAUACUUUCCAGUGCUUUGUAUCUUGCAAUCCUCAAGAUCAGCACACUGAUGCCAUAUGCUCAGUUAAUUACAAUGCAAGUGCUAACAUGUAUGUAACAGGCAGCAAAGACGGAUGCAUCAAAUUGUGGGAUGGCGUUUCAAAUCGUUGUAUCACUACGUUUGAGAAAGCGCACGAUGGGGCUGAAGUCUGUUCUGCCAUUUUCUCCAAGAAUUCCAAAUAUAUCCUGUCUAGUGGAAAGGACUCUGUAGCUAAACUAUGGGAGAUAUCUACAGGGAGAACACUGGUCAAAUAUACAGGAGCUGGUUUGAGUGGACGCCAAGUUCAUAGGACACAGGCAGUCUUCAACCACACGGAAGACUAUGUGCUUCUUCCAGAUGAAAGGACCAUUAGCCUCUGCUGCUGGGACUCACGAACAGCUGAGCGACGGAAUCUUCUUUCCUUGGGGCAUAACAGCAUAGUUCGCUGUAUUGUCCACUCUCCUACCAAUCCUGGCUUCAUGACUUGCAGUGAUGACUACAGAGCUCGAUUUUGGUACCGAAGAUCAACCACGGACUGAAGUGGCAACUGUAAAAUAGUUGCCUCAAUUUUAUUCUUUUUUUAUUUUAAAAGCUUUACCAUGACUGAAUUUAAGUAGUAUGGACUGCGUUUUCUCAAGAAAUAAAACAAAUCCCUACUAAAAGGACAGUUUUAAAAGUUGUGACCAUGUGUAGAAAACAACUAGGGCAACUUAAAACAUUUUUUUCAUUAGCUAAUUGUGUAAGUUUCAUAGGAUAGGUUGCCCACUUUUGGUAGCACAGCAUGGCCUUCUUUAUAUUUUUUUAAACUCUUUGCUAUGUUUCAUUUCAUGCACAGUUAAUGCUGUUUUGUUGUGCGUGUUUUUCCCAGUCUUCUGAUUGUCUAGGGCAGUGUUCUUCAACCUUGGGUCCCUAGAAGUUGUUCGACUACAACUCCCAUUAACUCCAGCCAGUGUAAGCCAAUGGCCAAGGAUGAUGGGAGUUGUAGUCCAACAAUAUAUGGGGACCCAAGGUUAAAGAUAAGUGGUCUAGAGUUUUGAUCUGGAAUUUUGUACCAUGCUUUUGUUCUUUUUUUACUUAUUUGUAGAUACUUAAGGUUCUCUUAUUAAAACUCAUUCUUAGUA